Messenger RNA from Arctia plantaginis, 1119 nucleotides. NCBI's taxonomy places the organism in Eukaryota, Metazoa, Arthropoda, Insecta, Lepidoptera, Erebidae. The record is from the annotation of a GenBank genome assembly.
AUGGCGACUCCACGACCUCCGCCAGCAACAGGCACUCGUACAAAGAAACAGAACCAUGCAAAUAUACCUUGCCCUAUAGAAAAUUGUGCCAGAUUCACUUACGGAAAACUACCAGAUCAUCUUACUAAAAUCCACGGCAUUACCGGUGCUGACAGAGACGCUCUCAACGAACAACAACGAAAGAGGUUUUUUAAUGGUGAGCUCUGCCAGGUCCGGUAUCUCAAAGAAUCUGCUAUACGAGACCUAUGGGGCACCGAUUACGAAGAUCCUCGGAUACGUGCAAAAAUACACCAAAGUUACGCUCUAGUCAAGAUAAGGAUUAUACCGUUAGCAGCUACACAACGUGCACAACCUCUUACAGAACAAGACGCAAAUGUUCUGACAGCAUAUAACGCAAGAACGGCGCCAAGACCGGCUCGAGUGCAAAAAACUCGUACAAGACCACGACCAUAUCCUGUACCAGAAGCCAGUCCAGUAGAACGUCGCGCGUCGACUGAAUCCAGCGAAGAAGAAAAUACUCAAAAUCCCUUACCACCGUCACCACCUCCAUCAUCACCAUCCCUUCCUGCUUCACCAUCUCCUUACGAAUUACAACCUGUUGAGACUCGUUUACGAGAUAUUUUUGAUACAAAAGUUGAUGCUGGAUACAAAGCAGUAAUAGAUGACAUGAAAAAGUCUAUGACGAUGGGUAGGACACUGGGUCCGAGAAAGCGAAAAGCUUAUAGAACAUACCGACGCUAUGCGAAGAGAUUAAUUGCGUAUCUCCACAGGCAACAUUCUCCUUUGGCGUAUGAUGUAGAUGUUCUUUUGUGCGGUGAGCGACAAGUUUGUGCUUUCUUAGAGCGUAUCAGGUCCGAACAUAAGACAAAAACUUUAAGGAAUUAUAUCGUAGCGGCCAUCAAGUUAUUGGAUUCACGACUAUUCGCCAUUGAAAGAGAUCCUGCUUGCAAAGAAAAGGUUGCAUCUAUGACGCGAGUGUAUGACGUCCUUCACGGACAUCUUACCGAAUGUGAUAGAUUGUUAGCGCAGAAGGACGUCCCAUGUGAGAAUGAGAAAAAGAUAUCUUUAGAAAGUGUUAUGGAAGAAAGUUUCAACGACUCUUACGAUGAGUUAGAAUAA